This is a messenger RNA of Solanum dulcamara, 2920 nucleotides long. Its product is annotated as probable glycosyltransferase At5g03795. NCBI's taxonomy places the organism in Eukaryota, Viridiplantae, Streptophyta, Magnoliopsida, Solanales, Solanaceae. The transcript is spliced from 5 exons. Gene Ontology annotation, molecular function: glycosyltransferase activity. Bases 519 to 2117 code for a protein of 532 amino acids. The record is from RefSeq and is a predicted model, not a curated record.
UUGUUCCUUUUUUAUUUUCAUCUUUUGCUUUGUCAUGCUUUCUAUAUUAUUUGCUUUGUUAUGCUUUUUCUUGAGCUAAGGUCUAUCAAAAACAACUUUUCUAUCUCCCAAGGUAGGGGUAAAGUUUGCGUAUACUCUACCUUUUCUAGAUUUCACUUGUGGGAUUACACUGGUUAUGUUGUUGUUCUUGUUGUUGUUGUUUGGCAGUGGAAUAUACAUAGAAGACAUAAUACUUCAAUGAAUAUUCAAACUUGGCCUCAACUGACAAGUAACCACUCCAACUUUGAGAGUGCUUCCUUCCUUGUGGUCCGGCCCUUUCCCGGACCCUGAGCAUAGCGGGAGCUUUAGUGCACUGGGUUGCCCUUUUGUCAGAUUGUUUUAAAUGAUUUGGUUUCUUACGGCGUUCUUAUAUAAUCUCCCUGUUUCAGCCUUGGAGCAUAUUGGAGGUAUGGGAUGGACUUCGUAGGCUGCCUAAGAGACUGAAAUGGAUAUGCAAAAGUAUCUCUUUUUUUAGCAACAUGAUGAAGAUUAGGAAAUUGUUGCGGAAAAUAAUUGCUUUUCUGUUGUUCAGAAUUGACUGGAAGAAGCUGUUUUUCAUUGGUGCUAUUUUGACAGUAUUUAGGGUAAUGUUUCAAAUUUCUACACUUCCUUAUCCUCUUACAGAAUGGAUUCUCUUUCCACCAUCGGAGAUUUCAUCUUCCCGAAAUUUGAAUCAUGAAAAGAACUUAAGGGAACUUCCAGUGAGUCCGGAUAACCGGUAUAGUCAUAGUCAGCAUGCCCCCGUAGUUGUUUCACUCAAUUCUACAGGCGGACUGAGUCAAAGAAUGCAAGUUCUGCAAAGACAAGAGCAAGUUUCGAGACAGUGGAAACGUAGGAAGCAUGUGAAUGCAGUAGAUAAAGUUAUUUUCCCCUCUUCACCUGUUAGAAACGUGUCCAACCAUAUGCUGAGAUACAUAGCAUCUUUGCCUCCAGAUGAGGCACUUGCAUAUGCCAAACGAGAGAUUGAGAAUGCCCCACUAGUUACGGAUGAUCAGGACUUGUAUACUCCUCUAUUCAGGAAUGUAUCCGUCUUUAAGAGGAGCUAUGAGUUGAUGGAGCUUAUACUCAAAGUUUACAUCUACAAAGAAGGGAAAAGGCCGAUUUUUCAUCAACCUUAUCUUAGAGGAAUUUAUUCAUCCGAGGGAUGGUUCAUGAAGCUAAUGGAGGAUAGUCGCCAGUUUGUGACUAGGGAUCCACAAAAGGCUCACCUGUUCUAUCUGCCAUAUAGCGCACGUCAGUUACAAAGGGCACGAUAUGUGCCGAACUCACAUAAUCUUAAGCCGUUGUCAGUGUUCCUGCAGAACUACGUGAACAUGCUAGCUGCAAAGUAUCCUUUCUGGAACCGCACACGUGGUUCAGAUCACUUUCUUGUUGCUUGCCAUGAUUGGGGACCUUAUAUUCUAAAGGAUCAUGAGGAACUGAGUAGAAACACUAUAAAAGCUCUCUGCAAUGCAGAUAUAUCUGAAGGAAUAUUUGUUGCUGGGAAGGAUGUUUCCCUUCCUGAGACCACUAUAAGGAAUCCCAGGCGGCCUCUUAGAAACCUCGGUGGAAAGAGAGUGUCGCAACGCCCGAUUCUUGCCUUUUUCGCUGGAAAUAUGCACGGUCCGGUACGUCCCAAACUCCUCAAAUAUUGGAGGGACAAAGAUGAAUCCAUAAGAAUUUACGCUCUUCUACCCCAUAGAGUCUCAAAAGUUAUGUCUUAUCCCGAACACAUGAAAUCAAGCAAGUACUGCCUUUGUCCGAUGGGUUAUGAAGUGAACAGCCCAAGGAUCGUUGAGGCAAUAUAUUAUGAGUGUGUUCCGGUUAUCAUCGCAGAUAAUUUCGUCCUUCCGUUUAGUGAAGUACUUAACUGGACUGAUUUUUCUGUGGUUGUUUCUGAGAAAGAUAUUCCUAGGCUAAAAGAGAUUUUAUUAAGUAUACCUCUGAGACGUUACCAGGCCAUGCAAAAUAAUGUCAAGAUGUUACAGAAGCAUUUUAUUUGGAACUCAACACCGACUAGAUAUGAUCUGUUCCAUAUGAUUUUACAUUCAAUUUGGGUUAGCAGGCUCAACCAACUUCAAGUAUCGCAGAUAUCAUAAUUCCUCGAGUUCUAGUUGUUCCAACCUGACGGUCUGUAUGACCUUAAGAGCUUAUCUAUUUGGAUGUUGAUAUGCAAAACUUUUCAAGAGCUGCAGCCGGUCCAUUUCUCUUAACUUGUGCACUUGGAAUGAUCUCAUCGAAUGCUUCUGCCACUUUGCUAGAAAAACAAAACUAGCUGGCUGUAGAAGGAUGCCAUUCUAUAAAGGAAUUUAGUCAGAGAGAGUACCUCCAUUCCAUGAAUCGAUGACACAAUUUCUGAUGGCAGAAACUGCUUUUGUACUUCGACAGAAAGAGUUGCCUGCAGAAGACUAACUCGAAAAGAACGGCGGAGAAGAAUGAGGGAGAGAUAAUGGAACAUUUUCCACAUUCGACAACACUCCUUUGUCUUGGAUGUUAUGUCUUCACAGAUGAGUUGUGAUUGAGAGUUAAACUGAGCUUUGACAGUUGAUACUGAGGUACAUGCUAACUUUCUGUAUGUGACCAGAGGCGAUAACAUAGAGCUGGAGAAUGAGUCUGAUCUUAGUUUUAUGGAUGCAUUAAUUUUCUCUCUUUGCUUAUGUAUGCAUAGUUCGAGUCAAAAACAGUGGGUUCAGUUGAGCUCAUUCAUGUAUCAUGUAUAUCAACAGAACUGUAUAGAAUACUACAUAUAGGUCAUGCAAUGUGCCUUAGAUAACAUUGAAUACACUUGCAUUUCAGAGAGAAGAUUUCUGAUUUUCUAAUAUACUGGGAAAAAAAGUAUUAUUUUUGCCUUUUUGUAUUAACUACAGAUUGGUUUCAUACAAGAAUAUUUUUUGUUGUGUCA